AUGCCCGUUCAGCUUCAACUUGCGGCCGUCGCCUUCGUGUCUCCCCAGAAUCAGCCCAUCCUCGUGCGCGCGCUCACGCCCAACGCGUCGCCGGACGACACGCUCAAGUACCACUACCUCGCACAUACCGCCCUCGAUGUCGUAGAAGAGCGCACGGCAACUUUACCAAAGGGUGCGGACAGCUACCUUGGCUUCCUGUACGCGAUGGAGGAUGUCGCUGUGUACGGCUACCUCACGCCUCUACGCGUCAAGAUCAUCCUUGCACUCGCGCUCACCGAUGCAGUUGUGCGGGAUAAGGACGUUACUGAGAUAUUCAAGGCUCUUCACAUAGCGUACUAUCGCGCCUCCGCAAAUCCCUUCUUGAAGUUACGCGCACCCUUGGAUAGCGUCAAUGACCACGCCACCAUCAUGGCUGCCGGUGGACCAAAGUGGACAGUCUUCUCGAAGCGUGUGGACGAAGUUGCUCGUGUAGCGAGCACGAUCUCGCUGUCAAACAUAUAA
Peniophora sp. CBMAI 1063 is the source of this 501-nucleotide messenger RNA. Lineage: Eukaryota; Fungi; Basidiomycota; Agaricomycetes; Russulales; Peniophoraceae. The record is from the annotation of a GenBank genome assembly.